AUGGAUGAGGAAUAUGAUGUGAUCGUAUUGGGAACCGGGCUCACAGAAUGCAUUCUUUCUGGUAUCAUGUCUGUCAAUGGAAAGAAAGUCCUGCACAUGGACCGGAACCCGUACUAUGGAGGUGAAAGUUCCUCCAUCACCCCUCUUGAGGAGCUUUAUAAACGAUUUGAGCUUUCAAAUGGGCCUCCAGAAUCAAUGGGCCGGGGAAGAGACUGGAACGUUGACCUCAUCCCGAAAUUUCUCAUGGCAAAUGGUCAGUUAGUUAAGAUGCUUUUAUACACUGAGGUGACCAGAUAUCUGGACUUUAAAGUGGUGGAAGGCAGCUUUGUGUACAAGGGUGGGAAGAUCUACAAAGUUCCUUCAACUGAGACUGAGGCACUGGCUUCAAAUCUCAUGGGCAUGUUCGAAAAGAGACGUUUCCGGAAAUUCUUAGUCUUUGUGGCCAACUUUGACGAGAACGACCCAAAGACCUUCGAGGGGGUUGAUCCCAAACAGACGACUAUGGGCGAGGUGUAUAAGAAGUUCGACUUGGGCCAGGAUGUUAUUGAUUUCACCGGGCAUGCCUUGGCUCUCUACAGAACAGACGGUUAUCUAGAGCAGCCGUGUCUGGAAACAAUCAACCGGAUUAAGUUGUACAGUGAAUCUUUGGCACGCUAUGGAAAGAGUCCGUACUUGUACCCGCUGUAUGGCUUGGGUGAACUGCCUCAAGGAUUCGCCAGGCUUAGUGCUAUUUACGGUGGAACCUACAUGCUGAACAAACCAGUGGACGAAAUUGUUGUGGAGGACGGCCACGUUAUUGGAGUGAAGUCUGAAGGAGAGAUUGCUAGAUGCAAACAGCUCAUCUGCGACCCUAGUUACAUUCCAGAUCGCGUACGCAAAGCAGGCCAAGUGAUCCGAGUCAUCUGUAUUCUCAGCCAUCCCAUAAAGAACACUAACGAUGCCAACUCGUGCCAGAUCAUCAUACCGCAGAACCAAGUCAACCGCAAGUCAGAUAUCUACGUUUGUAUGAUUUCUUAUGCCCAUAACGUGGCAGCCCAGGGCAAGUACAUCGCCAUUGUGAGCACCACUGUGGAAACUGCAGAGCCUGAAGCUGAAAUUGCACCUGCUCUUGAGCUGCUGGAGCCCAUCGACCAAAAGUUUGUGGCCAUCAGUGAUCUGUAUGAACCUACAGACGAUGGCUCAGAGAGCCAGAUCUUUGCCUCACGGUCUUAUGAUGCCACCACCCACUUCGAGACCACCUGUAACGACAUCAAAGACAUAUACAAGCGCAUGAUGGGCAGUGACUUCGACUUUGAGAAUAUGAAGCGCAAACAGAACGACGUGUUUGGCGAGGAAGAGCAGUGAGGAUGGGGUGAGAAGGAAGCAAAAGAGAAGACAGCUGUAGGUGGGAUGGACGGUGAUUGAUCAGGAGUGCUUGGGCUUAAUUCGAUUAUUGGUAGCAGGUCUAAUUUAAGUAGAAAUCAAACCUCGCUGCAGGCGUCUCUCAGCUGUCUGUUCUUUUUCUUACAGCUUCUCUUCCCUUUCCGCCUCAUUUUCUCAUCCUGUAUCUUUUAGCACAUAUGCUCUUACACUGUUGUUUCUCAACUCAUCCUUCACAAAACAGUCUUA
Molecule: messenger RNA, 1608 nt
Organism: Trichomycterus rosablanca
Lineage: Eukaryota; Metazoa; Chordata; Actinopteri; Siluriformes; Trichomycteridae
Gene: gdi1
Product: GDP dissociation inhibitor 1
Exons: 11
Coding region: 1-1344 (447 amino acids)
Biological process (GO): small GTPase-mediated signal transduction; protein transport; vesicle-mediated transport
Cellular component (GO): cytoplasm
Molecular function (GO): Rab GDP-dissociation inhibitor activity
Source: RefSeq, a predicted model, not a curated record